AUUACACAAUUCCACAAGAAUUUCAGAGAGAAAUCCUCCAUUAUACUCUUUUUCCAAUUUCCCAUGGCCGUAACUAAAACCGUUAUGAAACUUGAUAUUGCAUGCCAAAAAUGCAAAACCAAAGUUCUUAAAGCCGUUACCGCCAUUGAAGGUGUCGACAAGGUCGAGACAGAUGAAGCUAAGGGAACUUUGGCUGUGAUCGGCACGGCAGAUCCAUUUGAGAUAGUUAAACGUACAAGAAAGGCGAUUGCUUGUGCUGGCAAGGUCGCCGAUGUAGUGAGCAUUGGACCGCCACCCAAACCAGACGAGAAAAAACCGGAGGAGAAAAAACAGGAGGAGAAGAAACCAGUAGACAAGAAACCCGACCCGCCUCCUUGCCCAUGUCCACCCUACCCCUGCCCACCUUAUUAUGGAUCGUCCUAUGUGAUCGUACCCCAUGAAACUUAUCCUUCUUGCUCUAUUCUUUACAAAACUCCCCGAGUUUUCUGUAUCGCGACGGCCGAUACUAAGCUUGACGAGCUCCGAUUCAUUUCCCAUUCCGUUCGAUGCAACCUCAAUUCCUUCUCUACUGCUUCUUCUUCUUUCAAGGUUGAAGUGACGAUUGUUGAUGUUUCUACCAGUAAUCAGAAAGGGAUCGAGAGUUUGGAUGAUUUUUUCUUCGUGUCGAGGGAGGAAGUCCUCUCUUGCUCUAAUCUCACUGGAAAUCAUCUUCCCGAUGAUCGAGGAAAAGCAAUUUCGAUAAUGAGUAAAGCACUUGAAUCUUAUCUUAGUAAAGCCAAGGAGGAUGGGAUUAUUGCUGGAGUUAUAGGACUUGGAGGCAGUGGAGGGACGUCUCUCAUAUCCUCUGCGUUACAAUCUCUUCAAAUUGGCAUACCUAAGCUUAUCGUCUCGACGGUUGCGAGUGGUCAGACAGAAUCUUAUAUCGGGACAUCUGAUGUGAUACUUUUCCCGUCCAUAGUGGAUGUGUGUGGGAUUAAUUGUGUCAGUAGGGUUAUUUUAUCCAAUGCUGGUGCUGCAUUUGCUGGAAUGGUGGUUGGACGACUUGGGACGCUGAAAGAUUCUUGUGAUUCCAAUGAAAAACCAACAGUGGGUUUAACGAUGUUUGGGGUUACGACUCCCUGUGUCAAUGCUGUUAAAGAACGAUUGCUUAAAGAGGGAUACGAAACCCUUGUUUUUCAUGCUACUGGGGUUGGAGGGAAAGCAAUGGAAUCGCUGGUCAGAGAGGGAUUUAUACAGGGUGUCUUGGACAUCACAACCACAGAGGUCGCUGACUAUUUAAUAGGAGGUGUCAUGGCUUGUGACAGUACCCGCUUUGAUGCCAUUAUAGAGAAGAAGAUCCCAUUAGUUCUAAGUGUGGGAGCAGUGGAUAUGGUGAACUUUGGAUCCAAAGAUACAAUACCCUCAAAUUUUCACGGAAGGAAUAUAUAUGAACAUAAUAAACAGGUUUCUCUCAUGCGAACUACGGUGGAAGAGAACAGAAAAAUUGCUCAUUUUAUAGCUGAUAAGAUCAACAAUUCAUCGGCAAAGGUUCGUGUUUGCCUGCCACAGAAUGGCGUAUCUGCUCUGGAUGCACAAGGGAAGUCAUUUUAUGAUCCUGAGGCUACUGCUACUCUUAUAGAGGAACUACAGCGAGCUAUUCAGUUAAAUAAUGAUAGGCAGGUGAAGGUAUAUCCUUAUCAUAUUAAUGAUCCUGAGUUCGCUGAGGUAUUGGUUAACUCAUUCUUGGAAAUUACUUCAAAAGAUACGGACUCAUGUGGCCCAAAACUUGUUUUAGCUGAAACUAGUCGAGACCUUCGAAAGGACUUCAUUUCUGAGUCCAAUUUGUCUGCCAAUGAAAACAUUACAUACAGUCUUAGUGACUUCCCAGAGGCAAGACCAGAAACUUUGCGAAGAACACGAAUGAUAUUGGGGAACUUGAAAGCUCAAAUACUUAAAGGAGUUCCCAUAAUAGGGGCUGGUGCAGGCACUGGGAUAUCUGCCAAGUUUGAAGAAGUUGGUGGUGUUGAUCUGAUAGUAGUGUACAAUUCAGGGCGGUUUCGCAUGGCUGGGAGGGGUUCUUUAGCAGGUUUGCUGCCUUUUGCCGAUGCUAAUGCCAUAGUGCUUGAAAUGGCCAAUGAAGUAUUGCCUGUGGUGAAGACAGUUCCCGUGCUUGCUGGAGUAUGUGCUUCUGAUCCAUUUCGUCGAAUGGAUUACAUUCUAAAGCAGGUGGAGUCAAUUGGAUUCUCUGGAGUGCAGAAUUUUCCUACCGUUGGAUUGUUUGAUGGUAACUUCAGACAAAACCUUGAAGAAACAGGAAUGGGAUAUGGAUUGGAGGUCAAGAUGAUUGAGAGGGCCCACAAAAUGGGUCUCUUGACAACCCCAUAUGCCUUUAACGAAGAUGAAGCCUUAGACAUGGCAAAGGCCGGUGCAGACAUUAUAGUUGCCCAUAUGGGACUCACUACCUCUGGAUCUAUCGGAGCCAAAACUGCACUCUCAAUGGAGGAAAGUGUAGUCCGUGUACAGGCAAUAGCAGAUGCUGCUCGUAGGAUCAAUUCUAAUGUUUUAGUGCUCUGCCAUGGAGGUCCUAUAUCGGGGCCUGCUGAAGCAGCAUUCAUUCUGAAGAGAACGAAGGGAGUUCAUGGAUUCUAUGGUGCAUCCAGCAUAGAGAGGCUACCGGUAGAACAAGCAAUAACUAGCACUGUCCAACAGUACAAAUCGAUUUCAAUGACAUAAAUUUUUGAAGUGUAGCCCUUUAUGAGCUUCAUACUUGGUAUGUAUAUUUCACUAAUAACCAGACCAACAAAAUUACUAAACCUGAAAAGUUCAAUAUCCUAUAUUAUCAAUACAUUAUUGAUAGACGUAAAAGUUGUUUGAUAUUUGAUACACAAUUAAUUAAUAUGUGUGAUCAUUCUCAAAAAAUUGUUUGAUAUGUAAUGAUAUAUACAUACAAUCCUUAGAUUUUAUAAACGUACAAAUAAAAUCAUUGAGAUCAUACUAGCUA
This is a messenger RNA of Cucumis sativus (cucumber), 2980 nucleotides long. RefSeq lists its product as uncharacterized. Lineage: Eukaryota; Viridiplantae; Streptophyta; Magnoliopsida; Cucurbitales; Cucurbitaceae. The coding region runs from base 64 to 2712 and encodes 882 amino acids. The record is from RefSeq and is a predicted model, not a curated record. The transcript has 11 exons. Gene Ontology annotation, molecular function: metal ion binding; catalytic activity.